This is a messenger RNA of Desarmillaria tabescens, 1411 nucleotides long. Its product is annotated as endocellulase. The coding region runs from base 488 to 1213 and encodes 241 amino acids. The transcript has 9 exons. Gene Ontology annotation, biological process: polysaccharide catabolic process. Lineage: Eukaryota; Fungi; Basidiomycota; Agaricomycetes; Agaricales; Physalacriaceae. Gene Ontology annotation, molecular function: cellulase activity. The record is from RefSeq and is a predicted model, not a curated record.
AUGUGCAAACGUCAAGAGCGGCUAGACCUCAAGUUGAAGUGCCAAGACGUUCCGAUGUGCAUGUUGUGAGGAAGACCGCAUGUCGGACACUGACACUUAGUCGCAGGACUCCAGGAAAUGCACGACGGCCAACUGAGAACUUAAGAUGAAGGAAGAAAAUCGGCCCGUAUAUCCGUCUGCAAUCCGGACUUGCUUCCGAGUUUGGCAAGAGUUUAGAUGCUCUCUUCCCUCACGCAAUUCAAGCACUAUUUGGGAUGCGGCAAGUUCUCUGUACAUACUCGGAUAGCGCAAGAACCAUGGCUAUGAACGGAUCCUUCUGUGUUCUGGCGUCAUUGCGUACUGAAUUUAGUGGCGAAACUUAGCAAACGUUAUUCCAAGUUUCUCCCUCAUGCUACUUCGUGCGGCAAAAUGCUUUGCUCAAGGAUAUAAACCCACUCUGCGAUGCAGAAAAUCUUCACUUCAUCACUAGUGAAUUCAAGAUCCAAUCAUGUUUACGCCUUCUCUGCUGGUGCUCUCUGCUUUUGCUGCUAUCGCGAGCUGUCAAACGCUGUCUGGUCAGUACGAUUGCACCACCAGCGGUCAGUAUUCCCUUUGUCAGAACUUGUGGGGUGCCAGAAGUGGUGUUGGAUCCCAAACGUCAACGCUGAUCAGUACAAGUGGAAAUAACAUUUCCUGGUCGACUACCUGGAACUGGCAGAAUAACCCCAAUAAUGUCAAAAGCUAUGCGAAUGUCUUGUCGGCGACGAGCAAGGGCAAACAGUUGGCUAGCAUUACUACUGCCCCGACUAUCUGGGAUUGGAGCUAUAUGAGCGAGUCAAGCGGAAUUCGUGCUGAUGUCUCAUACGAUAUCUGGUUCGGAGCAGCGCCAAGCGGAACCCCGGCAUCCACUGCGUCCUCCUACGAGAUAAUGAUAUGGCUGUCAGGUGUCGGGGGCAUCCAACCCGUCGGUUCUCAAAUUGCUACCAACGUGAACGUCGCAGGGCACUCGUGGAACGUUUGGAGGGGACCUAAUGCGAACUGGCAGGUCAUCUCCUUCGUGAGCCCUACGGAAAUCCACAACUUCAACGUGGACUUGAAAGAUUUCUUCAACUAUCUUGUUGCACAACAAGGAGUUUCCUCGAGCCAAUACGUCCAGGCAAUCCAAGCAGGAACUGAGCCAUUCACUGGUAACGCCCAACUUAUGACCACCAGUUAUUCCGUUUCGCUUUCUUAAGCUGGAGAUUAAGUACAUGCUGUGCUACCUCUGCCAGGAAAUAUAAGAAUCCCGUGUUGUACAUCUUAUCAUAUUUAUUCGGCGUAGUCUGUACCACCAUCACGGACUUUCCAUCCAAGGCUGAUCUAGAAGAGUUACAGUAUUGCGCAGCCUGACGCGUUUUUUUAGUGAGCAGUCACCUGUCGGUGGUACGGCAUG